ACAAAAAUAGAAAAAACGAAAACGGGUUUCGGCUCGGCCACCGCUCCUCCCUCUCACAUCACUAUUGGUUCACUCUCUCUCACUCCCCCCUCUCUCUCUCUCACUCUCUCUCUCUGUCUCUCUCUCUCUCUACACCAUCACCAUCACCACCACCACCACCACCACCACCUGCACCACCAUCUUUUCAUUUUGGCGUUUCUAAACCUCCAAAGUCCAGGCAUCUCUCUCUAUGAACUGUUGCAGUGGAAGCUAGAAGCUCAUCAAGCAACAUUUUUUCUUUCUCUCUUUCUCUCUCUACACAUUAAAAGGUUCUGAGGGAACCCUAACAGUGAUUUCAACUAUCAAGUCGCGAGGGACUUGUUUGCGAACCCUAGAUAGACCAGAUCUACGGGCAUUUGUGUGUUCAUCGUGCAGCGAUGCAGAUUUAGCUUGCCGGGCGAAAUGGCGAGCUCCGACCCAACGAAACGUCCACGGCCAGGGCCGUGGCCGCCGGCGGGAGAGCAGUCGGCAAUGCCGUCUUCGUGGGCGAAGAGGACGGGAUUCAGAGCGAGGUUCUCUGGGGAGACGAAUGCCAGUGAUUCUGGUCAGAUUGUUGCAGCACCGAAGCCGAAGGAGGGCGAGGCUCCAGUGGAUCUCGAAUCCGGUCGAGGUAGGGCGCCCCCUGCUGCGAAUGGUGAACCGGGGAGUGAUAAAAUGCCGUCGUCGUCUGAUAAGGAUCAGUCCAUCAGGAAGAGAAGGGAUUCGGAAGGAGCAGUUAGGAGUGCUGGACCGGGUCCCAAUGGGCAGGUUCGGUCGGACCCUGCGCCGCAACCUCCUCCCAAGCCUAGCCGGGAAGAAGAGGUUAUCGAUGUUCUGCCUCAAGUCGUCGACGAUGAGGUCUUUGUUGCUCGCCAUUCACAUAUGAAGUAUGAACUCAGAGAUACCCCUGGCCUUGUUCCAAUUGGUCUAUAUGGGUUGCAGCAUUACAUUUCCAUUUUAGGUUCGUUGAUUCUCAUUCCACUUGUUAUAGUCCCAGCAAUGGGUGGCAGUCAAGAGGAUACUUCCAUGGUAGUGUCAACCGUGAUGUUUGUAUCGGGAGUGACGACUCUGUUGCACACAUCCUUUGGAUCGAGGUUGCCAUUGAUACAAGGUCCAUCAUUUGUCUAUCUUGCCCCAGCUCUUUCAAUAAUUAACUCUCCUGAGUUUCAAGGACUGAAUGGGAAUAAUUUCAGGCAUAUUAUGAAGCAGCUGCAGGGGGCUAUAAUUAUAUCUUCUGCAUUUCAAGCACUUUUAGGGUAUACUGGAUUGAUGUCAGUCUUCCUAAGGUUCAUCAAUCCAGUGGUUGUAUCCCCAACUGUAGCUGCAGUUGGGCUGUCCUUCUACAGUUACGGUUUCCCACAAGUUGGUAUGUGCCUUGAGAUUGGUGCAGUGCAGAUAUUGCUGGUUGUUAUUUUUUCACUUUAUCUCCGCAAAAUAUCAGUCUUUGGUCAUCGUAUAUUUCUAAUUUAUGCAGUUCCGUUGGGUUUGGCAAUCACAUGGGCUGCUGCUUUCCUUCUUACAGAAGCAGGAGCCUAUAACCACAAAGGCUGCGAUAUGAAUGUACCUCCCUCAAAUAUUAUAUCCGAAGCCUGCAGAAGGCAUGUUUCCAGGAUGAAACACUGUAGGGUUGAUACUUCACAUGCAUUAAAAUCUUCCCCAUGGUUUAGAUUUCCAUAUCCAUUACAAUGGGGUACACCUGUGUUCGACUGGAAAAUGGCUUUAGUAAUGUGUGCGGUUUCUAUAAUUGCAUCAGUUGAUUCAGUUGGGUCAUACCACGCAUCAUCAUUACUUGUGGCAUCCAGACCUCCAACCCCAGGUGUUCUCAGCCGAGGAAUUGGUCUUGAAGGUCUUUCUAGCGUAUUGGCUGGUCUCUGGGGUACAGGAACUGGGUCUACGACCCUUACAGAAAAUGUGCAUACAAUUGCUGUGACUAAAAUGGGAAGCCGCAGAGCAGUUGAGUUAGGUGCAUGCAUUUUGAUACUCUUGUCCCUUGUGGGUAAAAUUGGGGGCUUUAUUGCUUCAAUUCCUGAUGUCAUGGUUGCUGCUCUACUUUGCUUCAUGUGGGCAGUGCUAGCAGCAUUGGGCUUGUCAAACUUGCGUUACAGUGAGGCAGGAAGUUCCAGAAAUAUUAUCAUAGUUGGGCUCUCUCUUUUUUUCUCCCUAUCAAUACCUGCUUACUUCCAGCAAUAUGGUGUCAGUCUUAAUGCAAACUCAUAUGUACCUAGUUAUUUCCAACCAUACAUUGUGGCAUCUCAUGGACCUUUCCAAGGAAAAUAUGGCGGGGUAAACUAUGUUAUGAACACAUUGCUGUCAUUUCAUAUGGUCGUUGCUUUCCUUAUAGCUGUGAUUCUGGACAACACUGUACCUGGCAGCAGGCAAGAGCGUGGGGUCUAUGUCUGGUCUGAACCAGAGACUGCAAGGAGAGAACCUGCAGUUGCCAAAGACUAUGGGCUGCCUUUUAGGGUUGGGCGUAUCUUCAGAUGGGUAAAAUGGGUUGGACUUUGAGAGUUGAGGUUUGUUUAGGUAUUUUAAAGCCAUUGUCAUUCUCGUAUAUUCAUGGGCGGCCACUCCUGAAAGAGAUUCUUCAGGCGUUUGUGAUUCAGAAGAAAAAGAAUGGAGAAAAUGUAUGUUGGCUUGAGUUGAGUUAUAGAUAGGGAAAUGGUUGCCCAGAAAUUGGAUUUUCUGCGAGCGAUGGGUCUUAAUGUGGGAGCAGGGAUCCUAUAGAAAAUCUUGUGUAAAAUGCGGGUUGGGGAGUGAUACUCCAGUGUUGUAAUUCUAAUUAUAAACAGUGUAUGUAGUUUGAAAUUUGAAUCACUCAAAAAUGCCAGGGAGGUGGUUUUUUCGUC
Molecule: messenger RNA, 2864 nt
Organism: Nelumbo nucifera (sacred lotus)
Lineage: Eukaryota; Viridiplantae; Streptophyta; Magnoliopsida; Proteales; Nelumbonaceae
Product: nucleobase-ascorbate transporter 12-like
Biological process (GO): transmembrane transport
Cellular component (GO): membrane
Molecular function (GO): transmembrane transporter activity
Source: RefSeq, a predicted model, not a curated record